Drosophila obscura is the source of this 2037-nucleotide messenger RNA. RefSeq names its product protein RFT1 homolog. The record is from RefSeq and is a predicted model, not a curated record. The coding region runs from base 137 to 1807 and encodes 556 amino acids. Gene Ontology annotation, biological process: dolichol-linked oligosaccharide biosynthetic process; glycolipid translocation. Gene Ontology annotation, cellular component: endoplasmic reticulum membrane. The transcript is spliced from 4 exons. Lineage: Eukaryota; Metazoa; Arthropoda; Insecta; Diptera; Drosophilidae.
GAUGGAUCAGCUGUUUGACCACUUACCAGCACUGUCAAAUGAUUUCGAUUUUCGUCAACAGUUUUCUUGUUAUUUUAUCAAAUUUACCUUGAUUUGCCGUCUGUAUGCAAUGCCGCCGACCCACUAAUACAGAGCAAUGGCACGCAACGUGCUAGAGAGCAGUCUACUGGGCGCUGGCUUCAGUAUUAUCUUUCAGAUACUAUGCCGCAUCCUCACGUUCGGCAUCAAUGCGUACAUUGUGCGCAAUGUGGGUCGCGAGGUGCUGGGUAUCAUGAAUGUGCGCCUGCUGCUGCUCGAGAGUACGUUGCUCUUCUUGUCCCGGGAGGCCAUCAAUCGGGCAGCACUCAGUGCUAAUUCGCAGCAACGCGACAGGUGCUCGUGGGCUCAAUUGAUCAACCAGAUGUGGCUUACUGUACCCAUUUGUGCUGUACUCUGUGGCCCCUGCUUAUACAUUUGGCUCAACUGGCUAUCGACCGUGGACGCUAUCUACUCCUCCCAAUAUGAGUUCGCCUGCUAUGCCGUUGCCCUGUCGUGUGUCCUGGAACUGUUUGCCGAGUCCACCGUCUUCGUGGCGCAGGUCUUUUGCUUUGUCAAGCUUAAAAUUCUGUUAAACACUCUCCACAUCUUUGUGCGCUCGGCCAUCUUUCUGUGGAUCGUGAUUGGCGACAGGAGUGCGGCCAUCACAGCCUUUGGCAUUGCCCAGCUGGCCAGUGCAGUAACCAUAGUGGUCGGCCAGUUUGGAUUCUUCUACUUCUACAUUGGGCGCUUCAAUGACUACAAAAUGCAGCAGGCUCGCAAGAAACAGCCGACACCGACAUCCUGGGAGCUGACACUGUUCGAGCACAUGGACGACUUCCCGUUUACGCGGCUGACUGAGUUCCUGCCGGGCGUUAUGUUCGAUCCCAUUGGGAAGUUCUUCAAUCGCGAGCUGCAAACGCUCACGGUGAGCUUCAUCAAGCAGGGUGUGCUCAAGCAGAUCCUCACCGAGGGCGAGAAGUAUGUGAUGUCAGUCUCCCCCGUGCUGAGCUUUGGCGAGCAGGCCACCUAUGAUGUGGUCAACAAUCUGGGCAGCAUGGCAGCACGCUUCAUAUUUCGGCCCAUCGAGGAUAGUUCCUACUUCUACUUCACGCAGACCAUAUCGCGGGACACGCGUCUGGCCAAGCAGCCCCAGGACCAGGUGCGACAGGCCAGCAGUGUGCUGAACAAUCUGCUGCUGGGCGUCAGUUCCAUUGGCAUGCUGGCGUUUACCUUUGGCCAGAGCUACUCCUAUCCCGUGCUGCUGCUGUACGGCGGGCCAGACUUUGUUGCCGGCGGUCUGCCCCAGAGCCUGCUGCAGUGGCAUUGCCUGGCCAUCUACCUGCUGUCCGUCAAUGGGAUCAGCGAGGGAUACAUGUUCGCCACCAACACCAGUCGGGACAUUGACAAGUACAACUAUCUGAUGGCCAUCUUUUCGGUCAGCUUCCUUGUCCUAUCCUACAUUUUGACGGGCGUCUUUGGGCCCGUUGGCUUCAUCUUCGCCAACUGCAUCAACAUGCUGGGCCGCAUCCUGUACAGUACCUACUACAUCAGGCAGCAGUAUCAGCCUCUGUCGCUGAAUCCGCUGCUGGGCCUGAAGCCGGCCAAACUAUUUGGCGGGACUCUCAUCCUGUCUGGCCUCGUCUGCUAUUGGUACCAAAGCGCUGCUCUGGUCACCCAUCUAGGCAUUGGCUUGAUAGCCGGUCUUGUGUGUCUACUUGCCUGGGCACUGGCCCAUCGCGAUUUGGUGCGUUUGGCCUGGCGAUAUGGAAGGCGGAUCAAAAUCGAUUGAAAGACUCGGGGGGCAAUUUCCCGAAAGAGCGCACAGAAUGUGAAAUGGAAUACUUAAAUAUUUAUAUAGACAAUUGUAAAUUAAUUCCGGAAUUAAGUUAUUUACCUAUUGAAUGUUUGUAGUGCUUCAAUGCUUCGUUAAUGUUAAGGCAUGCAUUAAAAGACAACGAUAAAUUGUAUUAUAUUUUUGUUCAAACAAGAGUGCAGUGUAUCUUAGCUACCUGUUUGGAG